This is a messenger RNA of Maniola jurtina (meadow brown), 3311 nucleotides long. Its product is annotated as RING finger protein 10. Gene Ontology annotation, molecular function: metal ion binding; transcription cis-regulatory region binding. Gene Ontology annotation, biological process: positive regulation of transcription by RNA polymerase II. The transcript has 12 exons. The record is from RefSeq and is a predicted model, not a curated record. The coding region runs from base 423 to 2591 and encodes 722 amino acids. Lineage: Eukaryota; Metazoa; Arthropoda; Insecta; Lepidoptera; Nymphalidae.
AUGAUUGUCACAACAUUUCAAGCACAGAAAUUGUUAUUUUUAUAAACAAAUUAUUUUUCAAUGUUCUUCUCUUAAUAUUCAACCUAUUUUUUCCUAUUCACGAAAAUAAAAUCAUACAGUGGAAGGCGGAAGUGCGCAUCUUGGUUUUUAGCUGGCUGCCGGCUAAGCUGGUCGCCAUAUUGGUGGCGAUAAUUUGUUUUCGUUUGUGAAAUUCGUCGUUAGCGACGAAAGGGAGUAUAAAAUACUCCCUUUUUGUGUUCAAAGCUAUUGUCAGUGUACCUAUCGUUAGGCUAGUUGUAUUAAAUAUUGGGAAGUUUGAAUUUCUCUUUGUUUUGGAUUAUAAACAUGGCUUUUUAAAAUGUCGGCUCUGAACGUAAAAUUUUCGUCUCCUUGCGGAGUACCCCGCUUGUUGGUUUUUGUGGAUGUUGGAAGAAUCCAGAAUGGACAAGAAAUCUCUAAAUCGUUCUUUACAACAGUCGAGGCCCCCGGCCGUGGACUCUAAAAAAGGCACAGAAUCAACCUAUAAACCUUGGCCACGAAAUAAUAAGAAACGUGAAGGAUCAGGCAAUGUACCAAAAAAUGACCCUAUUCGGAAGAAUGUCCCAUCACAGAGGGGUAGAGGUCAAAUGGAUAAGCGCCCGCGGACCCGUGGUACCACCAAUUUCGCUGUGGGUGGAGCGCAGAACACCGGGAUAGAAGAGGAUGAAGAGCCUGAAAUAGGCUCAGUGUUUACGCCUGGCAGCAAAAAACAAAACUUGAACCAUUUGCUGAACUUCAUGUAUCCCUCCCGAGGAGGUAUGGACAGGAGAGGUCCUGUGCCACGUCGGCAAGACCAGCGGGUCUCUUACAGACACGAACAUGAUCUUUACCUCCGCGCCUACUGUCAAUUUGUGGUCAAGGAAGAUGGGGAUUACAAGGUGAACUUGAUGGACCCUGAUUUGCCACUCAAAUGGGAGCAAAUUGAGGAAAUUGUGGUGAGAAGCACAGGCAAGUCAGAAUGCCCAAUCUGCCUGGGUGCGCCGGUAGCGGGCCGCGUGGGGCUUUGUGGCCACGUGUACUGCUGGGCUUGUAUUCUACACUACUCUGCGGCUCACGAGAAACAACCGCCGCCGUGCCCCGUGUGUGCUACAUCCUUGAAUGUCGCUGAUAUGAAGCCCACUCGCAUGGUGCAGUGGGAGUCGCCACCUGAUGAGGUAACAAUGCGUCUAGUGCGCCGUCUACGCGGCUCCACCAUAGUGGAGGUGGCGCCGCCUCGCGGCACACUGAAGGACACCGAGCAGAGCCACAUCCUGCCCCUCGAAGACCUGCAAGGGGCACCUUUCGCUAAACUGUUCUUAGCUACUAAGCAACAAGUAAUGGAUAUCUUAGAGAGAGACAGGAAACAAAUUGAAACACAAAUAUUAGCUGAAAUUGACACCACAGAGAUUGUCUACAUGGAGCAAGCAUUACAAAUGCUUAAAUUGAAGGAAAACAAUAUCAAUAUCCAGUACGAAGAACCCACCAACAUCCAAGCUAACAUCAUAGAUGAAGCUCCCACGGUUUUUGAAAAACAAGAGGUGACAAAUAAUGCAAAACUUGACUGGUUUGAUGUGACAGAUGAAGGCGCUACUUGUCUAGAAGUAGUAGAAGAUAAAAUGACUGCAUUGGAUUUACAAUCGGACUUGAAUCCAAAUGCAAAAGAGUUCAAAUUAGAUGUUAACAUUGAUUUGAAUCCAUCUGAGGAGUUCCCACUCAUUGAUUGUGUACCCGACGAUGAAGAAGCAGUUGAAGAAUCUGUUUAUGUGGAUAUUGAUAAGCAAAAUCAAGCAAAAUACUUUUAUUUCUAUCAAGCUGAAGAUGGCCAGCAGGUUUUCCUGAACAGCCUGAAUGUACGCGUCUUGAACGCAUCGUGGGGCGCUCUGGCUUCAGCACCUAACACCAUUCGCGGCCGAGUCCUGCAUCGUGAGACGUUUUCUCUCACUGAACAGACAAGAAAGCACAUGCCAUUCACUGCUCACUUGCCGCUCCACUGUUCCUUUGACAUUGUGGAACUUGAUUUGAAUCCACCAUUUGUUACUGAUGCAGCACUUGGAAAUUUUGCAGCGGAAUUAGAACGCCGAGCUCGCAUUCGCGCAAAGCACGAUAGAGACGAGAGACGUCGCGAGCGAGCCUAUCGCCGGGCCAUGGAGGGUCCACCCAGACCUGACUUCUCCAACCAACUAUUGUUCCCGCCCGCUCCGCACACUUACGGCAGCCCACCACUCACUGAAGAAUCUAUCACGAGCUUUGAAUCCAUCACUCCAUCAACUAGCUCAACUUCAUCCUUGCAACAAGCCAGCCCUACAGCGAGUGUGACUUCCCCUUCCGGAUUGUCCUUUGCUAAGAUGGCAGGUGCAAGCGGCACUUGGCGUGUACGUAAAUCGGCACCGCCUCCGCCGCCGCCUCCGCCCGACGAGGAGGAAGGCUCGGCCCCGAGGGCUGCACUACUCAGCGACGCCAUAGAGGCCGCACUACUAGCCAGCAGCCCCACCACAGCGCCACACUCCGGCAAGAAAAAUAAGAAGUCCAAGCAGAAAGUUCUCUUUGCCACUGGGAUGCACCGUGCAGCAUAGAUUUUAUUCAUUCAUUUGCAGUUAGAUCUCUUACACACUACACACAUACUUAAAAAAUGAUAUACAUACAGUAAAAUUCACUAUCAAUAAUGCGUUACAUUGAGCGUACAAACAUAGAAAACCAUAGACUGGGCAAAUGGUACACUUGCAAAGAUUUGUACACGCGCUGUUUGUGCUUAACGUAUCGCAUCUUAAUUUCUCUUGUGUUCGUCUUCUAAAUGUAGGUGCAAUCAAAUUACUGUGUCGUAGUGUCGCACUAGCGUAUUACAAUAAUACUAUUGAAAACCUCGCCUGCGGCUCGACUUUUAAACUCACACUCGUGUUUUAUUAACCCCUAUUAUACAACCGUUUCUUAAACUACUAUAACGCCACAACUGGCAGUUCUAUAGAAAUAUGUAUGUUCAGAGAAAGAAUUAUGCUGUACAGACCUAGCAAAAUAAAUUACACAUUAGAAUUUAUCCCUUGAGUGCUUAUUGGUAGAUCAGUGUUGACAAAAAAGAACACAUUUUUUUGUGAGUAUAUUAAUGAUUAUUGUGAAUUUUGUAAAGUUAUAUAAUAUCCAAUAAACGGUACAUGGUUAUGUUAUGACUUUUCCCUAAAAAUAAAUGAAUGUCUUGAAAAAAGAGAAAUUUAUUUGUAAGAAAAUAUUUUAAAUAUUUUGCUUGUUGAAAGGUUAUAUUAUAUUAUAGUACAUAGCUAUUUUUCCCCCUCCUAAUAAUU